AUGACCCGGUGGUCGCACGCGUUGCGAGGUCGACUUUGGAAAUCGUCGUCCUCUUGGAGAUCCGGCGUACACCAAACGAGAAGACAUCGCCAAAUAUCUUGCGGGAUCGCGCGAUGGGGAACUGUCGUUGCCGUCUUCCAAUCGCGUUUCGUUUUGGUCGCUAGGUCGCAGUGGCGGAGCAUAAUACAUCCGCGCUUAACGCAAAACCGGACCAGGGUAAAGUUUUCGGGUCAGUACAUUAGUUUCGUCGACUGGCGCUUUGUGCAUCGCGCGCGCCUCGACGUGUUCCCCUUAAAUGAAGCUCCUCUUAAACAAUUCUCGUUGAUUGGACGACGGCGGCUGGAGAUGCCGGCGAUGCAGUUAACCCAUUCGGAGACGUUGCCCCACGUAGUCACUCGGCAGUUGCGCCACAACGCAAUUGUCGAGAGACAUGCCGCGGCCUCCAGACUCCUCGGGGAAACACGUGGCAAACAGUACGUCCCGGGUGUCGGCGAGGGCCUCGCGGCUGUGCGUUCCGGGAUUGUCAUGACAUACGAAACUGGCGUCAUUGUGGAUGUGAACGUGCCCCUCGAAAACGACUUCGAGGCACCCAAGAAUGCGAGGCUCGGGAAAAUCGCAAAGUGCCAGCCCCUCGCAGACGAUGCUUGGGUGUGGUUAAAUUGUGCAUGUAGACGGCUCCGUCGUGGUCACCAUGGGUGCCUGGUAUUAUCAUAA
Molecule: messenger RNA, 714 nt
Organism: Heterotrigona itama
Lineage: Eukaryota; Metazoa; Arthropoda; Insecta; Hymenoptera; Apidae
Source: the annotation of a GenBank genome assembly